AUGCCUAGAUUCGCGUUUGGCAAGCGGAAGUCAACCGCAGAGAGCGAAAAUGACAUAGCAGCACCAUCGUUCCGCGUCCUAGAUCGUUCCGAGGUGGCUGAGGGCAACGGCAAGUCUUUUGACGGCGGUGUCCGGUUGUCAGCAAAAACGCAUACUCUCCCGAAAACAACAGUGUCGGAUCUUAUGGUCGAUGACAACAUCUUCGCCGACUUCAAGCCCAAGAACCGUGGCAGCGGAUCAUCCAACACCACUAAGACCAACUCGACCGACAACUCUUCUCGACACAGCGCUGCAUCAACCGCUCCAUCAUCUGCAGACUUGAAUGGUCAAGACGAUUGGAGAUUGCCCAACAAGAGGUCCCUCACAGACGCACCUCAACAACCGCUACCCAAGCCAGGUCCAUCGGGUUUCCUCAAAUCGGCUGGACGGUCUUGGUCGUUCGGGGCUUCAAAGAAACAAUUGCCAUCUGUGCCUGCUGGGGACGAAGACGUGCCGAUCACUCCUGCGGUACCCGAGCAGUACAAGAGCGGUAGGGCUAGGGCGACGACCGGCUCGACGGACGCCACGAUAACGCCUCACAAAGUAGAUCAAGACAUCAGUCUCGACCUCGGUGGAAGCUUCAGCAAAAUGCUACUCGGGUUUGACAAGAGAUCCAGCGUCAUGACACUAAAGGACGAGAACGGGCGGCAGGUUUUACAACCUCCUGCCGCCGCCGGCGGUCGCCUCAAUGCACCCUCGCCUAUUCAUAUUGAUCACACAUCUAAAGUCGAGGCUCCUCCGCAUUCCUGGGCCAGCCACCACUCCAACGAUAAUCUCCUGAUGGGCAGCCCCCGCAUCCCGUCACCUGCAAAAGAAAACACGCCUCCACCAGUCCCAAUACAUGGGGAACCCCAGUCUAGUCGACCUCGAGGUCCCAGCCAUUCCAACUCUGACAACAUUCUCAAAAGAACUAGCGCGAUUUUUAGCGGGCGCAGAAAGUCCAUCAACAACACUUUGGAAACAGUCGAGGGAGAUGACUUGAACACUUCCCUCUUGGCUGUGAGUCGGUUUAUGUCCGAUGCCAACAGCAGAAGCCAGACUCCGGUCGAGGUUGUCGGUGGGCGUUACAGAAGGAACGAAGACACGUCUGGUCCCGGGUACCGCGUUGUGUCUCCACCAACAGUACCGUCCAAGUUGGAAUCAGUCGACGACGACGACAACAUGUUCGACAACGUUCCCCUGAACAGUGAAAGAUUUAAUACUCCGCGUCAGCCAGCACAAAAGCCAGUCCAAAAGCCAGCUGAGACUCCAGCGAAAAACAAGACGAUGACGGUCUCUGAAUUUGAGAAGUAUCGAAAGGACAAGGAGGUUGAGGACAGGCGCGCGGAAGUGGAAAAGGCUAGAGAAGAGGUCGAUGAUGAAGAGGACGAGGACGAGAUCAACUACGACGACGACGAAGAUGAAGCGGAAAAGUCGAAGCAACUCGCCAAGCAACGAAGAAAGCAAGAGGCACAUAUGACCGUCUACCGCCAGCAGAUGAUGAAGGUUACCGGCGAGUCUGCAGAACCGGGCCCCUCGCGGCCCGGUAUGCAGAUGUCUUUGAGCACGCCGAACCUUGUCGUCCCGGAUGCUUCAAGGAACUCUUCGUCUGAGGUCUCUGAGGACGACGAGGAAGUCCCCUUGGCCAUUCUCGCAGCCCACGGCUUCCCCAACAAGAACCGGCCUCCGACUCGCCUUACGCAAAUGAUGUCGAACCCGAACCUGCGACAAGCCGCUCAGCCAAGCUUUCAAAGGCCAGGCUCGGCAGCAGGACAUGCUCAGACGGCCAGCGGGUCCCUGCCUCCUUUUGCCAGAGGCCUGCCACAGGACCCGUACGGCUUGGUAAAUGCUCCACCUCGGGAGAGCUUUGCACUGGGCGGUGGCGUUCCGGCAGGCCAGAACUCACCUGUGCCACCCGGUGGUCUCGUCGGUGUCAUCGCCAAUGAGGAGCGGUCGCGAGCUCUGAGGCGCGGCAGUCCUCAGGUUCCCCAAAUGGACAAUUACCAGGGCAUGCAGCAAGCAGGCCCAGGCGGCUUCGAUCCUGUUCAUGGCAUCCCUCCACAAAUGAUGUACCCCCAGCAAAUGCCAAUGCUUUCGCCGGGCGAACAGGCACAACUGCAGCUGAAUCAGCAGAUGUCCCAGUUCAUGCAGAUGCAAAUGCAGUUCAUGCAAAUGAUGGCCGGCGGCGGCAACAACAACAUAAACAACAAUGUCGGCAAUGGACCGCCUCGAUCCGCCGGUCACAUGGGUAGCAACUCGAUGGGUGCAAUGCAAGGAAUGGGCAGUCCGGGCGCAGCAAUGGGGAUGCCCAUGGGUAUGGACAUGAACGCAGGUGCACGCGGCUCCUUCCUGGAGAUGCCGAUGAUGGAUCAAUCUAUGGGUGACAUGCACGGCCGGACUAUGAGCUUGGUCCAGCCAAGCUCUUCUUCAUGGCUCCAGCCCCCUCAGCCGGGGUAUGCAGGAUCGAUCCGUCAGCAGGGCAACGGUUACACACCAUCUAUUGCACCAUCCGAGCGCAGUAAUGUCGGUCUACCUGGCCGGUAUCGCCCGGUCUCACAGAUGCCACCUGGCCCAGGCACACCUGACCACACCCGGAAAUCCUCCAUGAUGGGCUCAACUCUCAGUCCUUAUAGCGACUCGCAGACCUUGAAACCCGAUGACAGGGCUUCAACGAAGAAGUCAGAAGCAAGCAAGUCAGCAGGUGAAGAUCCAGACGAUGACGAUGAGGAGGGCUGGGCGGCCAUGAAGGCCAAGAGAGACAAGAAAAAGUCUUCUUGGAAAACGAGAAAGACAUUGGCACCGGGCGGGAUUGACAUUGGCUCUCUCAUCACGUAA
This is a messenger RNA of Diaporthe amygdali, 2853 nucleotides long. RefSeq lists its product as uncharacterized. The record is from RefSeq and is a predicted model, not a curated record. The transcript is spliced from 2 exons. Bases 1 to 2853 code for a protein of 950 amino acids. Lineage: Eukaryota; Fungi; Ascomycota; Sordariomycetes; Diaporthales; Diaporthaceae.